AUGCCUCUCACUUCCGCUCAGAAAGAUAAUCUCGAACAACUUCUGAAAGAGGCGGUUGAAGGCCAACUUGUGCCAGCAGUUUCGUUUGCGGUCACUGAUACAGAGGGUGUGCUCUAUUCGCGCAACUUGGGCAACACCGUCUUCGACGAUCCGGCGAGUAAAGCUGUGGAUGACGACUCGCUGUUCUUUUACUGCAGCCAAUCUAAACUUAUCACCUCCAUUGCAAUCCUCCAGCUAAUCGAGCAAGGGAAACUCUCUUUGUCGACACCUGCUUCACAAUAUAUUCCUGAGCUCGCGAACACCGUCAUUGCCACAGAGUAUGACCCCGUUACCCGCAAGCCAACGGCGUCGAAGCCAAACUCCACCCCAAUAACGGUCGGGCAUCUACUCAACCAUUCCAGUGGGUUGGACUAUCAGAUGUUUCUGACGUAUUUGACUGGGCCUCGCGCGUAUCUGUGCGAUUUGUACUACCACGACUACUCCAAAGAAGAAGCCGGCAAAGAGAUCGAGGCUUUUUGCCGGAACGUCAAGGGUGAUAUGCCAGGAAUUCCUUUGAAAUUCGAACCUGGGACAGAUUUUGCCUACAGCUUUGGAACGAAUUUUGUGGGAUUUAUCGUUGAACGUGUGACGGGCAAGUCGCUGGAAGUGUAUCUAAAAGAGCACAUUUUUAACCCUCUCGGAAUAACCUCGAUCUCCUUCUAUGUUGACACACCUGAGCGCAAAGCACGAUUGCUCCCUAUGACUUUUCGCGACCUCGCCACCGGAAAACUCGAGGCUUGGAGCUUCCCUCCACUUAUCGAUACAGAUUCUAUAACGUUGUGUCUUGGUGGUGUCGGCCUCUAUGGAACGCAACACGACUAUUUAACCCUCUUGCGGCAUCUUUUACAGAUUCAUGCUGGCAAGGCUUCGAACCCGAUUCUCAGCAAAUCAUCUGUUGAGUCACUGCUCUCUCCCUCACUGCCAGACAGCGCGCUCGUAGCGAUGGGGGGCAUGGCGCAGAUGAUGCAGAGCGAGCUCAACGUACCGCAAGGCAAAGCGCAGUUUUCGCUGGGGAUGCUGGUCAACACUGUUGAUAUUCCGGGCCAUCGACGGGCAGGGUCUGGGUGUUGGUUUGGCUGGGCAAACACGAUGUACAUGGUGGAUCCGACGAGCGGGAUUGCGAUGGUCUUCGGAACGCAGUUGGUGUCAAUUGUAGAUGCCGAGUUCCAGAAGGCGAGCGAAAGGCUGGAGAAGGCUGUGUACCAGCUACUGGUCGAGACUUGA
Mycena indigotica is the source of this 1263-nucleotide messenger RNA. RefSeq names its product Acyltransferase mlcH. Bases 1 to 1263 code for a protein of 420 amino acids. The record is from RefSeq and is a predicted model, not a curated record. Lineage: Eukaryota; Fungi; Basidiomycota; Agaricomycetes; Agaricales; Mycenaceae. The transcript is spliced from 9 exons.